GUUCCUGCAACAGCCAUUUGCUUACAAACAACCGCGAAAUUUCAUGACACGAACCAUCUGCAGUAGGAACUUGUUGCCCCUAUGUCCGAGGAGUACUUAAAAUCAGGAUUAUAAUUCUGUUGUUUGUUUUUCGCUGGCCUGCAUUAGAUUGUUAUAACGAGGUCAACAAACGUAAAAUGUCACAAUCCUGGUAAAAUCAGAGUUAGCUACUAAAGUACUGUUGUUAAAUUCCAGUAAUCGCAUCGUUUUAAGGCAGCUAGCUAGUUGACCUGAAUUAGGUCUGAACAUGAAAAUGAUUAAAAAUAAACUGAAGAAAAAUAUGGUUGGAAUGAAUGGAGGUCAAAAGAAGAUCGCGUCUCUUUUAUGCUCCAAUCAGAGUCCAAUGCCCCGUCCAAAGGAGAACAGAUUUCAUGAAGGCUCUGAUGUAGCUGUGAAAUCCAUGCUCCUCAGUCUCCUGGGGGACAGCGAUGAAGAAGAGACUGAAAACUUCCCACCCUCUCCGGGGCCGUUGUCUGUACCAGAGACUCCGGAGAGCCAGACAGGGCCCUUGUGUCCAUCGAGGGAGCCUUUGCAGGAGGUGUCAUCUCCUGUUUCCCGCUCCUUUUGCUCUGGCCCGAGGCAAGCCAAGAGGGCUGCAUCUGGGAUUUCAACUCUUCUACCUGGGAAAGCAGGGCAGAUGUCUUGGGCUCCAACAUCAGCAGGUUUGCAGAACAGUACAACGGCGAGCAGUUCUGUGAAGCGGCUGCUGCAAAGUCCUGAAGAAGCACAGAAAGGGAAAACCAAACGACUCAAAGCAGCUGCAGUAAAGAGGCCCUCCGGCAGCCAUGCCACACGUGUCCCUCAUCUUGACGACUUCUUGGACGAGUGCUUGAGUGCGAUUGGUGGCUCAGCCGGGCAAGCCAAGCAGGAACUGUGCUCCAAGGCCAAAGGCUCAGACAUUAAGGCUAGUGAAACUGGACCGACCUGCUUUCAACAUCUUCAGGAUAGGAACCUCAAAUCCCAUGUGAUGAUGAGGGAAGAAGUGCCUGUACUCGCAUCAUUUCCAAUGAGUAAGGUAUCACCCAACUCCCUGAAGCCCUCUCAGGUUAAGGCGUCUUGUUGCAGACACAGCUCAGAUUAUGAGGGGAGAAGGGAUUUUACUAUCAUUUCUGAACAUAAGGUGGAUGCUGAUCUACUGAGCAUUUCUGAUCAGACUCCUUGGAAACCGAAGACUACCUCACAUAGUGUAGUGAAACCCAGAAACUGUGCUAAAGGGGCUAGGGACUUGAGCAGUGGUGGGGGAGGUGAUCAGCAGUGCCAUCUUGGAAACAAAGGGGAAGUUGGGGGGAAAGGUGGCUGUUUGCGACAUGGACUUGGAGAAAUUGCUGUGAACGGGUCUGGGGAUGACAUUGGAGUAAUGGAAGACUGCUGGUUUGAUGACCACAUGGAGCCGAGUCUCAGCAACGAAAAGGAGAAGAAAUCUGUGAAACAAAAAGGCAUUCCAGACCAUGUAAUCCUGUCUACUGGACUUCACAACAGAUAUUGGGUUCUAGGGAUGCAGGAGGUUGCUGGUCCUCGAAGUUUUCCUGAGAAGCAUUUGAUUGUCACUGCUUCAAAGACCGCUGUGCCCACAGAGCUCGUCAUUUUAAAGGAUGACUGGGAGUCUACUCCUGUUGCUGUUGGCAAUAUAGUUCACCUGGAGGGAGAAUGCAUUUCUGCUACCUGGACAAUUGACAGGGUGUCAGGGUUCUUGAUUCUGAUGCCAGACCUGCUGAUAUCUGGCACCAGCAUUGCCAACAGCAUCCGCUGCAUGAGACGUGCUGUUCUUGGGGAAAGGUUCAAGGCUUUUGACGGGGGUUCCAAACAGAUGCUCAAUGGAACGAUUGUUCAUGAAAUCUUCCAGAAGGCAGCAAUGUCACGAGACUUCUCACUUGGAAAGUUGCAACACUUUGCUUCCCAGACACUUCGUGGGCCUCAGUACCUUGGAGAGAUGUAUAGCCUCAAACUGACUGAAGCAGACAUGCAGCAGGGGAUUGAGGAGUACUUGCCCUCUCUGUCUGGCUGGGCAAACUCGUACCUUAGUGGUUCAACUCCGGCUGGAACCAAACAACUGACCGUCAAUCUACCUACUGAGGGGAGGUUAAGCAAACAGGAUGCUGCCUGCAGUGUGAUGAUCACUGACUUUGUGGACAUCGAGGAGAACAUCUGGUCACCACGCUUCGGCCUGAAAGGCAAGAUCGAUCUGACCGCAAGAGUGCGUAUCCACCGCAGGGACCGCCGACCACCGCAGGAGAAGAUUAUGCCCCUGGAGCUUAAGACCGGCAAAGAGUCCAACUCUAUAGAGCACCGCAGUCAGGUGAUCCUGUAUACCCUGAUGAGCCUGGAGAGGCGUGUUGAUGCAGAGGCAGGACUCCUGCUCUACCUGAAGACUGGCACCGUGCACCCGAUUGUGGGGAACCACAUGGACAGGAGGGAACUGGUGAAGCUGCGGAACACACUGGCACAUUACCUUGACAACAGCGUGAUGCGAGAUGAGGGAGGAAAGCCACAUCUGGCACCCAUGCUUGACAUUGCCAACUGCCAGUCUUGCAAAUACUGCCCUCAGAUGCGGAACUGUGCUCUCUACAACAGAGCUGUAGAACGCGGUACCUUGGGAGGCCGCCCGGACCAGCCUGCCUUCGUGGAGCAGGAGACCCAGCACCUGAGUGAGGCCCACUUGCAGUACUUCAGCCACUGGGUCUUGCUCUGUGCCCUGGAGGGGCGUACUAUGGAAAGAAAGGGGGGCCGUCGAAACAUCUGGUUACUGUCAGCUGAGGAGAGGGAGCGAAGUGGAGGAUGUAUGGGUAACCUUCUGCGGACAGGCCUAGUGAAGCCCCUCUUUGACAACGCCUAUGUCCACUGCUUCGUGCGACGGGGCGGGGAAAAGGCUGAGACUUGUCUGAUUGUGGGCGACCGGGUCGUGGUGAGCGACCAGGAGCUGAAGUUGCUAGCUGUGGCUACGGGUUAUGUCACUGAGGUGACUGCUGCUGGAGUAACAUGCACCCUGGAUCGGAACCUCUCAAAGUAUUCUCCUGACAUUAUGUUCAGAUUGGAUCAGGAUGAAGGGGUGGGAGGAAUGGACACUCAUUUAGGAAACCUUUCCAAGCUGAUGGAGAACACUACUAUAAGUGAGAAGCUGCGGGAGCUGAUUGUGGAUUUCCAGCCACCAAAGUUCAUCGAGAGCCUGAGCAGCGUGCUUCCACGAGAGGCCAAGGAUACAGUUGCCAACAUCCUCAAAGGCCUUAAUAAACCUCAGAAACAAGCCAUGAAGAAAGUACUGCUAUCUAAGGACUACACAGUCAUAGUAGGCAUGCCUGGAACAGGAAAAACCACUACUAUCUGCACUCUGGUUCGGAUCCUUCACGCCUGUGGCUUCAGUGUCCUGGUGACCAGCUACACGCACUCGGCUGUGGACAACAUUCUGCUCAAGCUGAAGAGGUUCAAAAUUGGCUUCUUGCGACUGGGGCGGAUCCAAAAGGUGCAUCCAGAUAUCCUGCCAUUCACAGAGGAGAAUCUGCGCCGCUCAAGGGAAAUCCACACGCUACAUGAGCUAGAGCGGCUCUACAGCAGUGAGCUUGUGGUGGCCACCACCUGCAUGGGCAUGAAGCACCCCAUCUUCAGCCGACGCCAUUUCGACUUCUGUAUUGUGGAUGAAGCAUCACAGAUCAGUCAGCCGGUGUGCCUGGGUCCCCUCUUCUACGCCGAUCGCUUUGUUCUGGUGGGGGAUCACCAGCAGCUUCCGCCUAUUGUCCAGAACCCGGAAGCCAGGUCUCUAGGCAUGGAUGAGAGUCUAUUCAAGCGUCUUGAGCAUCAUAAAGAUGCCGUUGUGCAGCUGACCGUACAGUAUAGGAUGAACAGCAAGAUCAUGUCUCUGAGCAACGCGCUAGUGUAUGGGGGCAAGCUGGAGUGUGGGUCAGAGCACACCGCUCGCUCAGUGCUGCAGCUGCCCAUGCGGAUGGCUGUUGAGCGAGAUCUGGAGCUGUACCUGAGCCAAGUGGCGCACAGAGGCUGGAUAAGGGCUGUUGUGGAGCCGGAAAACCCCAUUUGCUUCCUUGACACUUCCAAGGUCCCUGCCCCAGAGACUGUGGAGAAAGGAGGGAUCAGCAACCAUGCAGAGGCUGCUCUUGUUCACUGCAUAGUCAGCCUCCUGCUAAAGGCUGGCUGCAAAGCAGGUGAUAUUGGAGUCAUCGCUCCCUACAGACAGCAACUGAAGGCCAUCUUGGGACUGUUGAGGGCCCCAGCCUUCAGUGCAGUGGAGGUUAACACCGUGGACAAGUACCAAGGACGGGACAAGGGUGUCAUCAUUGUUUCCUUUGUCAGAAGCAAUGUGGAGGGCAGUCUGGGUGAGCUGCUGAAAGACUGGCGCAGGUUGAAUGUGGCCAUCACCCGGGCUAAAUACAAACUGCUGAUGCUGGGCUCCACCCCCACUGUGCAGCGCUAUGCCCCACUGGGAAUGCUGCUGUCCCAUCUAGAGCGGGAGCAGAUGAUCUACCAGCUUCCUCCUGGGGCCCAUGAGUCACUGCCACAUAUUCUUCUGCACUAAUCAGUGGAACUGUCCUGACCAAUAUUAGAGGAGAGGUGGCUGGGCCACAAUGACUACUUUUCUCUAAGUUGUGUUAAACUGUUAAAAUGUUCAAACGAAGUAUUAACUCAUUUUUGGGUGUGUUUAAAAUAUAUAUUACCCGGUAAUAUAUAAACCUGUUUGUGUGAUUUUCAUAUUACAACAGAUCUGGGGAGUGGGGACUUAAUAUGAAAAAUGUGAACAAUUAUGGAUCCAACCUCCAAUGGUACCAUAUAGUUUUUUUAGUAGUGGCAUUGUUAUGGUAAUUCUACAGCAAUUUUUUAAAAAGUUCAUUGUGAAAUGCCUGCAGAAGGUGAUCAUACCAUCUUAUUUCUAAACAAGAAAUAUGAACAGAAAUACAUAUUUUACAUAUUACCUCAGUCUUUGAAUAAUGCUAGGCAUUUCUUUUUUACACUGUCUUAAGCUAGCUCAUUCUGACAGUUAUUGCCUGUAUCAGUAUGAAUCCAUUAACUUUAUGCAGUUAUUUUUUACCAUUUUGUGUACAUUUUAAUUGGUUACUUGUGAUUAAUAAAUUCUAGACCAUA
This is a messenger RNA of Anguilla rostrata (American eel), 5124 nucleotides long. RefSeq names its product DNA replication helicase/nuclease 2 (gene dna2). The coding region runs from base 287 to 4561 and encodes 1424 amino acids. NCBI's taxonomy places the organism in Eukaryota, Metazoa, Chordata, Actinopteri, Anguilliformes, Anguillidae. Gene Ontology annotation, cellular component: cytoplasm. The transcript is spliced from 23 exons. The record is from RefSeq and is a predicted model, not a curated record. Gene Ontology annotation, biological process: replication fork reversal. Gene Ontology annotation, molecular function: 5'-flap endonuclease activity; single-stranded DNA helicase activity.